GAAAUGAUUUAAUCUAUACUUUAAAUAAAGACAGAGGAUUUAAAAGGUUGCGUGGUAACUAUAUGUCUGGGUUAUGAUACUUUUUUAAACAGUUAAUUACUCGUGAUUAGUGUGUAAACGUUGAAAAUUCUAGUGGAUUUCAUUAUGUCAUGUUUACUGGCGUGGUUUCGCAUAGAAAUAGAAACAAGCGUAAAAGCGAGUAGAGAUAAAUCAUAUAAUCUAUUUUUGUAAAAUAGGGUUGUCAUAAACAACCCUUCUCAAGUUAAUUAUAAAUUGUGACCGACAUACUCCUGCCGAAGUUACUUUGUCUGCAUAAUUAAAAAUGACAGAAGAAUUACCACCAGAGGUGACCAAACACAGUUUUCGCCUGAAAAUAUGGGAUUAUCUGAUGAAAAAUGAGCUAGUCCAUUUUCCUUUAAGCGUAUACGACCGUAUACCAAACUUCAAAGGUGCGGCUGAAGCAGCUUCACGGUUAGCAGAGCUAGAGGAGUUCAAGAAGGCACAUAUUAUAAAAAUAAAUCCGGACAAGCCACAGGAACCUGUGAGGUUUUUGGCAUUGGAAGCCAAUAAAGAAAUACUGGUUCCAAUUCCAAGAUUGAGAUCUGGUCUGUUUUUUCACGUUACACCGGUAGCUGGCAUCACUAAGAAUGAGCUGAGAACUCUGUCUAAAAUUCAUGGUCUAAACGAAGCUGGUAAAUCACUUGGAAUAGACUCCAAGAUAAAGAUAGACCUUGUGAUAUUGGGAUCAGUAUGUGUGAGUCGCGACGGGUACAGAUUAGGUAAAGGCAAAGGAUUUGCAGAUCUAGAGUUUGCUUUGAUGGUGAGAAUGGGUGCAGUUACACAGGACACUACAGUCAUCACAACAGUGCAUGAUUGCCAGGUGGUUGAUAGCUUGCCACCAGCACUGUUCAAAGAGCACGACGUACCUGUGGAUAUAAUUGUUACACCAACCGAAACAAUAAUAGUCAACCCAAGAUUAAAAAAACCAACUAGUAUAAUAUGGAACAUGCUGAGCGAAAAGAGACUGGAGGCCAUGCCGGUAUUGCAACAGCUGAAAGAGAUGGACGAGAAAGACGGCAUAGUAGUGAUCCUGGGUCAGAACGAACCCGAUUAUGUGCGAAACAAGAGACCUCCUCGAACAAGGAGAGGUGUUCUCGCAGACGGUUGUGGAGGAGAACGAGAAAAGCCAACGAAAACGGGUUUCCCAAGAGGAUCUUCAUUUCGCAAAGCCAAGGCCGAUGGCGAUACUAAUGUAGCCUCUAGCGAGGUGCAGGAGAAGCUUCCGAAUGGGGUCAAGCAGCGUUCCAAGAAGCCAAGAUCGAAAUCUAGAUUACAGAUCGACUUCUCUUUAAAGCUGUCGAACAUCUCUUCCUACGCAAGAAUUCGCGACCUGAAGAACGAACUAUCAGUGCGUGGAGUCAAACCGAAUAAGAUCAUAUGGCAGGGCUGUCGCGGGGUCUGUUAUCUGCACUUUAAUAAGCUCAAGAAGAAAACCGAUUUGCCGGAACAGCCUAUACAGGUCGACUCGAUAAUGGCGAACCUGCGGGAUCUGCGAAUCGGUGAGUCUUCCAACGAGACCGAUUUUAUAAUAGUGGAACCUACGAAACCAAUCUCGAGAAUCGAGGUCACCGAUGUGACAGCUGUUUAAGUAGGUCGUGGUACUUCCUCGAUGAGCAACUAUCUCUAACGAUGUACAGGGUGUAUGAAAAUAUAAUAGCAAAGACACUCUGCCCAUCAUUUAGAUAAUUGCAGAAAUUAAGUAUUUUUUACAGUGCUUGCGAUCGGGACGAAUUUUCACGAAUCAGUAGUCGUUUAUAACUUUUUUAAAUGUACAAAGCUUUACAGGUGAAACGCCAGAUGUAUAUAGAUACGAAGCGCAAAGUAAUCGUCUCUGACUUGUACAUAAUUAAUUUGUUAAGGCAUUUAAUUUGUAAUAGAUCGAUAGUCAAUCCGGGAAAGACUACCAAGCUUUACGUUUCGAUACAAACUUUAAAUCGCUAAGUUAUUUAAUCGAAAUCGUGUCUUUUCUUUCUAUUUAUGGUUGGUUAACAAGUCCAUGACAAUAUUAUAGUUUUUGGAUAGCUUCGAUAACAACUACUGUGAUUACGUAAAAAAUAUUUAACUGUAAGUGAUAGUGGAUUUGAAUGAUUUUUCGCGUGACCGGUUGCCAGAAGCCAAAUGACCGGGAUGCAUAUCUGUGUGGCAUUCGAUAACGCUUAUCUGACCCUACAGACUGAUGAUGAUAGUUUAAUUAAUCGUUAAAGAAAACUACCUCCCGAGAAAAGUAUACAGCGAAACAAAAAAAAUAGAAAAUAUUGUGAGAAAUGCAUCAGAUCGUUCCACAGGAAAUCCUUCUUCUUUAACUUUGAAUAAUCAAGCACUAAUCGUUGAGGGUAGCUAUAGUGUGAUAUGAUUUUUGUUCACUUACAAUGUUAAUUUCGUCGAUCCGUGGAACGAUUUGACAUUUGACAUAUAACCUUGACAUAAUUUUCAUCCCAGUUAAUUCCAUUUAUCGAGUACUUUUCGCAGGGGGUAAUAUUCGGGGCAUAUAAUAAACGAACAUCGAGUACGUUAUUUUUCUGAAAGAAUAUUUUUGCAGAUGGUAAAAUAGGAAUAUAAAAUUCAUUCUAUUUUCAUGCUGAUAUAGCGUAACCUACGACGGCAUUGUGAUGGAGCACUUAUACGUAAUUGUAAUCUGUGUGCUAGUAUAAGAAGCAAUAUUUUUGUGAUAUAUUAACAGACACAAUCUAUCGUUCAUUGAGAUCGUAGAUAAUUAUUAUGUUGUUGGUUUUUGUUAUCACCGCAGUUACUAUUGAUAUUAAGCAGAAAUUAUAUCCUGUAUCUGCUGGUCGAAUCUUUGAUACAGUAAAUCCGUAUAUUUUGUCGAUUUAUUUUCAAGCUAAGAAUAAAUGGAUAUUUUCAAGGCUGAGA
Megalopta genalis is the source of this 2931-nucleotide messenger RNA. RefSeq names its product methenyltetrahydrofolate synthase domain-containing protein lost (gene lost). The record is from RefSeq and is a predicted model, not a curated record. NCBI's taxonomy places the organism in Eukaryota, Metazoa, Arthropoda, Insecta, Hymenoptera, Halictidae. Gene Ontology annotation, cellular component: cytoplasm.